AUGAAAAAAAUAGCGCUUUUCCCGAAAACCGCCAGCCCGUAUCGCGUUAAAUCCGCUUCCUCGAUGUUUUCGAGCGCCUUCAGGCUAAACGCUCUUUCUAAGGUAUCCUUUCGAAGAAAUCUCCAGCGCCCUUCCUUCCGCGGUGAAGGCAGCACGCGGUGGGGCUCCAGCUUCGCGUUUCCCGCCACACUGCGUUUAACAUCAGAUGAGGAGGCGUAUCUCGAGCGUUUAUUUCAUUCUUUAUCCAAUCGCAAUGAGAAUAUCCAUCAUAAUUUGGAUAAUCCUGAUCAUGACCCUCCUCAUUCGAAUAACGAUGAUAAAACUGAGGUGACGUCGGCCUCGCCGGCGGGGCUUUGGGCAGCGUGUGUGGCGGACGGCCCCGCCUGCCCGCUCGCUGUCCUCCACGCAGCCUAUCAACUCCGCCGGGAGUUUCAAACAAACCCCCCUCCCCCCAACCCUCCGCGAGGUCAAACAGAAAAAACGGAAGAAACUGAAGAGCCCUUCGAAAAAAACGAACAAAACGAAACGAUCAAAAGCGAAGCAACGAGCCGGAAAGAGGAGAUUUCCUACGAGCAGGCCUACGAGCUGCUGUUGCGAUCGCGUGAGGGGCCCCUCGCGGCGGAGUUUUUCUUCCGCGCGCUUUUAAUCGAUUCGGACAACCCCGCGGGGGUUCGCCACGCGCGUUUGCUGCUCGUCGGGCUACGCGAAUGGGGGGAGCUCCUCGCGCACGAUCCCAACGUAAAAGAAGGGGAAAACGAACAAAAGGAGCCGGUGAAAACGAAGAAACCCCCCGCAACGGCGUGGGGGAAGCCCAAUGGCGAGGAAUUUCCCAUUCUCGCGUGGUUGCGCUCAAAGGGUGUCGGGCACACGCGCGAUUCGGGGGGCAAAGCGGGGGAAAACCAAACAACAAAAUCCACAAAAAUAACGAAUCCAACCCCUUCAAACGGUCGUCUUCUCGCGCAGAGUUGCGCGGUGGAGCUGUUGUCGAUGCCGGGCGCGGCGGAGGGGUUGGUGUUGUUUUGGCGGGCGCUGCUCCCCUCUUCGCGCGGUGUUGCGUUCGCCUGCGCGGCGUCGAAACUUCUUCGACGGCUCGCACGCGAUCGUCAUCGCCGGGAAUGGAAACGGGAACGGGAAGUUUUUAGGAUCGAUCAAACCCCUUUAGUACCCCUCGCGGAAGAAAUCGCGCGGGAUGAAAAAGCGCGAUUCCACGCCCAAAUCCGCGAACUCCUCGCCGAGGACGAAGAAGAAGAAGCGGAAUGGAAAGGAAAUCUGUGGGGUUGGAAUCACCAGGGAAGGAAUACGUUGCGAGAGGUGGCAACGACCUACGCCGUCUGCGUGUGGCUUCGAGAGGCGGAUGGGGAUUUCCGCUUACGAAACCCCCGUGAGAACCUCGACGCCUUGGCGGAGGUGAUCGCCCUUCUCGACAAGCUUCCCCCGUCGAAAAAGAAGAAAAGAAAUCAACCCCAAACACCGUUGUUGCUCACGCCCUGCGCGAUUCGUCUCUACACCGGCGCGAAUCUCCACCGGCUGUGGUAUCGCCACGAAAUCCCAUUUGCGGUGUGGAUGGCCUUCGAUCUCACGCGAUCGCUGCGGGAGCUGCGGAGGACGGGAAAAGAAAACCGUUUAGCCCCCUCCGAGUGGUGGUUGCACUCCCUCGACGUGAUCGAAGGCCUUCAAAAAAUCCUUCUCGUCGUGGAUCGCACCCCGAGCGUGGAUACGCCGCCCGCCCUUCAAGCGCUGUGGUACGUCAUCCUUAAAGAGGCCUGUGAGGGGAGCUUCGCCAGCGAUAAUCGCUCGGAUCGUUUCUCCGCCACCCCCGCUCCAAACGAUUUGGUUGAAAUGAAGGAAACCACCUCAUUCGCGCGCGUGGAAAGCGAUCGGAGGAAUCGGGAAAAUUCCGAAACUUCACCCGUCCAAAACGGCCUCGGGCGUGGCGGCUGUGCGGUGUUAUUGCGCCUCGUUCUCCCGCAAUACCGCCCAUCGCUCUGGCGUCGCCCCACCGUCAACCUCUUCAUUCGUUUACUCCACCAAUGGGGUGAAAGCGAUGAGCUACGACGCGUUUUCACGAAAAUUAGUCAAUGCGAAUCGAAAUACAUGAAUGAGGCAUGGGAUUGUAUCCAUGGAGAGCGGGAGGGCGGCGGUGAAUCCAAUGGAGAAGGGAUGGAGUCGAUUCAAACGAAAGAAAAGCCAUCGAAGGUCUUUCCUUCCUCUUCUCCCGCGAAAUCGGGUCCUCGCUACGUUCCUGCGCUCACGCUACGCUCGUGUGAGAUCAUCCUCGCGCACUGCGUUGAUAACAGGGAAGGGAACUCCCCCACCAUCGCGCAAACUGCGCAUGAGGUGAUUCAGUACAUGCUACUCUCACUGAGGCUGAUGAAGUUUCAUCAGGAAACGUCCAAAAAGGAAGGGAAAACGAAAACGAUCGGCCAAGGACCUCAUGAAGAUGAAGAAGAAGAGGAAGGAGAAGGGAACCUAGAAGCCUUUGUGGAGGAAUGGGUUGAACGCAUACAACGGGAAUACAUCCCCAAGCUCCCGAAUCCGAUUUAG
Messenger RNA from Phytomonas sp. EM1, 2544 nucleotides. Lineage: Eukaryota; Euglenozoa; Kinetoplastea; Trypanosomatida; Trypanosomatidae. The record is from the annotation of a GenBank genome assembly.